Ectocarpus siliculosus is the source of this 689-nucleotide messenger RNA. The record is from the annotation of a GenBank genome assembly. Lineage: Eukaryota; Phaeophyceae; Ectocarpales; Ectocarpaceae.
CAGCAGCAGCAGCGUUGGCGCCGUUACGGCAAACAGCGGCAACGGCUCUGGCCGCGGUCCUGAUGCUCGCUUCGACCGAACAGGAUAUCAUGACCGCCAUGAUGGGGCUCGAUCCCUCCCUGGCGACGUCCACCGCAGCGCAACCCGCCAUGACCUUGCCCAAAGAGGAGGGUCCACAGGCAAAGGGUGGAAAGGCGCCGUCGAUGGGUUCGAUAGAUGUACAGGGUCAAGGGGACGCUCUCGGGGAGAUCGCCGGGGGCCCCGGCGGCGGCUUCAAGAACGGGCGGCUUAUGGUGGACCAGGAUUCGGACCUGGCCAUGAUGCUGGGCAAGAAGAUGAAGACACCGGACGCCGACCCGUUGACGCACUGAUGAUUUUUUGUCUUGGUUUCUGUGUGGAGAGCCUGGAUGAUGUGUCUUGAUUUUUGGUGUGGAAAAGCCUGUGACCAAGUCCGGGCGAUUUUGACGGAGUACGCGGCUGGGUUUGUUGUUCCCGUUGGGCAUCGUGCCUUUGAUUUUGCGUCUGCAUCACGACCUGAUCUUUCGCUUAUCCUACCAUCUCCAUACACUUGUCCAGCGUUCUUGGGAAGGGAGACCUCGGCCAGGAAUCGGUGGAACAAGGGGUACACCAACGUGGGUGCUUUCAGUCUUCGGCCUACAGGGUGACCAGUCGCCCCCCCCCCCUCCUUG